AAAGCUGAAGAACGACCAGAAAAGGAGAUGGAUUGGAGGUAGCGCAUCUUGACUGCCCCGACCGGAAGCAAUUGAUCCACUGAUUUCUUGUUCUUCCCUCUGGUUCGUCUUUCCCUGUCACACUUUAUUCACCACUUUUAAGCGAUUGAAGUAAUUGAAGCCGUCGCAUUCGAUCUUUCUCCUUUUCUUUUCCUCCUUCAAUUUGUUUUUUUUUAUAUUCUUUGAGUUUGGUAGAAGAAUAGAAGAGAGGGGUGAUAGAUCAGUUCUAUCAGAUGGGCUGCGUCCACAGCGGCUUCGGCGACGGCGAUGGCGGGGGAGGCAGCUGCAUUGACGCCAAAGAUGUCGCUUUGGCGACCGGGAGAGGCGGCGGGGGAGUGGCGACGCCGGGCGAGCUCAAAAAGGGAAGUUCCUGGGAGAAGAUGGCGUGGGGGACAAGCGUCAUGCUUUCCAGGGCGAGCGCCGUGAGGAGGAGGCGGUGGCAGCGCCAGCGGAAGGGCGGGGAGGACGAGAACAAGUCGUGGUUGCUAGCGGAGGCUCGAGCGGACGCAGCGACCGAGGCGGAGUCCGCGCAUUCUUCGUUUCGGCUAAGCUUCGGCUCGCAGACGGAGGCGGAGGCGGAGGAGGUAAUGGAAAAAGCUGCCACUCCGGCGGCCACGCCGGUGUUGCUGCUGGUGAAUUUGGAGGAUGAGAAGGAGGGAUCAGGAAGGGGGAACGCCCAUGCGUUAAAACUCAGGGAGCGGCAAGGGCUGGAGGCUCUAGAGCGGACCAUAUCGUCUGCUACCGGAAAUCUGUCGAGGUUUACCUACUCGGAGAUCUCGUCCGCCACCCGGGGCUUCUCCAAAGGAAGAGAAAUCGGCGGCGGAGGCCUCAGCCGGGUGUACAGAGGAAGAAUUGGGGCUGGCCGGAGAGCGGUGGCGAUAAAGCGAGUCGAGGGGCGGGAUCGGGACAGUGCCAAGGCAUUUUGCAGGGAGCUGAUGAUAGUUGCUUCUCUUGGCAGUCCAUUCGUCGUUCCUUUGCUAGGGUUUUGCAUUGAUCAAGAAGGCCUUUUCCUCGUCUACAAAUAUGUCUCUGGAGGAAGUCUGGAUCACCACCUCCAUCUCCAAGGAAAGAAGAAAGGCAGGAGGAAGGUGUUGUCCUGGGAGGCAAGGUACAAGGUGGCCAUUGAAAUUGCUCGAGCAAUUGAGUACCUACACUUCGGCACCGACAGGUGCAUCAUCCACAGAGACAUCAAGCCUUCCAACAUCCUCCUCUCCUCUAACAAAACCCCCAAACUUUGUGAUUUCGGAAUGGCUACAUGGACCAAUGGCCCUUCCCUACCUUUUCUUUGUAAAUGUGUCAAGGGGACUUUUGGUUAUCUGGCACCUGAAUAUUUUCAACAUGGUAAACUGUCAGACAAAACUGAUGUAUAUGCAUUUGGGGUUGUACUCUUGGAACUGAUUACUGGCCAGAAAGCCAUUGAUAGGGCUAGGCCUCAAGGAGAGGAAAACCUGGUCUUGCUGGCAAACCCUCUUCUGCAGCAAGGAGCCGUAGCUGCUGAAAAGUUGAUCGAUCCCAAGUUAAAACCUGGUUCUUAUCGCCCAAGUGAAAUGAACAGGAUGUUUCUCGCUGCAACUGCAUGUUUAAGCAGUCAAGAAACCGCGAGGCCGAGCAUCAUUGAUGUCACAAGAAUGCUGCAAAGAGAAGACGCCCACACUGAUUGGUCAAGUUUCAUGGCGAACGGUUGCCUUGCUGGAUAUGGUGUUCGGUCGGACGAAACAAUGGGAAUGAAUGAAAUGAGCAGCCAUCUAGCUCUGGCCAUGCUCGACGUUUCUGAUGAGGAAGAAGACUUGUACGAUCGAUGAUUCUAUGCUAUAUACCUUUGACAUUUCUUGUAUCACCAUCGAUGUUGUAUGAUUUCUUGUGUUUAAUGAUGGUAUUUGUUCUUUCGAUCGCA
Molecule: messenger RNA, 1933 nt
Organism: Zingiber officinale
Lineage: Eukaryota; Viridiplantae; Streptophyta; Magnoliopsida; Zingiberales; Zingiberaceae
Product: probable serine/threonine-protein kinase PBL7
Exons: 6
Coding region: 273-1841 (522 amino acids)
Biological process (GO): protein phosphorylation
Molecular function (GO): ATP binding; protein kinase activity
Source: RefSeq, a predicted model, not a curated record